AUGCAGUAUUUACCGGUCAAGUGGACAUACCCGAAGGAAAAAUUGUACUAUACCGUUAGGAUUGAAGAAGAUAUCCUAGUAAAAUUAAUCAAGGCCAUGUACUCGAAGGCGAGAUUGCACGGAGAAGAUUUCGACUACCACCGUCGCGAGGCAGGUGUCCGCGAUUACGAUAUCGGCAACAGAGGAAACAGCGGCAAAAAUGGCAACGGUGGCAACAAUAGUGGUGCAGUGGCACGUGGGCCGAGCGGUAACGAAGGGACUCUUGGGCCUGCAGGUGGUCGUGAAUGGACCAAUCACGUAGGCGUCCAUCGCACUCUGGGCUACGAGUCGCAAGACAAAAACGCUGCUAAACCCUAA
Macrosiphum euphorbiae (potato aphid) is the source of this 357-nucleotide messenger RNA. The record is from the annotation of a GenBank genome assembly. Lineage: Eukaryota; Metazoa; Arthropoda; Insecta; Hemiptera; Aphididae.